CAUAUCGACGCUGCACGCAGCGGGAUUACCCAGAUUUGCAAUACACUUCUAUCUGGGGGAAACUUCACUCCGGGAGAUCUCAGAUUUGGCCUUAUUGCCUUCCGCGAUCCUCCUCCUCAAAAUCCGAGCUUCAUCGUCCAGGAAUACCCUUUCACGACCGAUGUUGGAAGCGUCGCGGAGAAUUUAGGCGGCUUAACAGCGACGGGUGGUGGAAAUGGACCUGAAUCUCAAAGUGAUGCUUUGUCCGCUGCCUACAAGGCUGACUGGAAGGAUGAAGCGACAAAUAUUAUGGUGCUGAUUACCGAUUCACCCCCGCAUGGAAUUGGAGAGGAUGGAGAUGCCUUUCCUAAAGGGCGUCCACUUCGUACAUCACGCUUUUGGUCUUCAGUCGUAAUGAAUCAGCGAUGGUAUUAUGUGAUUGCGUGCGAGCCUACUCUGAGCCAGUAUUACAAGAGAGCGUGUGAUUUCUACCAAGGAUUGGUUAAGAAAACCGGAGGGAAAGCGGUCAACCUCGGCGAUCUCAGCGCGCUGCCCACUCUCAUCGCUGGUUCCGCUUUAGAGGCAGUCCGCAACGAGAUUUAUGUUGUCAAGCAUCAGGCUAAAGUUCGCAGCAUGGCGAACGAUCAGAAGAUGAGCGCCAGCGAAAUUUCUCAGAGGCUACACAAGAGCUUCGUGGCUGCAGGCAUCCAACACAGCACCCUCGUUGUCGAUAAUAUGCAUGAACAGCGUACGCAUGGAGAUCAGAAUGCCGACAUAUGGUUGAAUGCUGAGAAUUUUGACGAAGCGAAGAACAAUAUUCAGGAGGUAAAAUAUCGAUGA
This is a messenger RNA of Suillus subalutaceus, 819 nucleotides long. RefSeq lists its product as uncharacterized. Gene Ontology annotation, molecular function: protein serine/threonine kinase activity. Gene Ontology annotation, biological process: peptidyl-threonine phosphorylation. The transcript has 4 exons. The record is from RefSeq and is a predicted model, not a curated record. Gene Ontology annotation, cellular component: cytoplasm. Lineage: Eukaryota; Fungi; Basidiomycota; Agaricomycetes; Boletales; Suillaceae. The annotation marks the transcript as partial.